UUGCAUUCGUUCCUUUGGUGUCCGACCUUGCUUCCGGCCGCUCAGUGCGCAGGCGCAGAACUCGAACCAAGAUGGCUGCCCCCGUGGACCUGGAGUUAAAGAAGGCUUUCACAGAACUACAAGCUAAAGUUAUUGAUACUCAGCAGAAGGUGAAGCUUGCAGAUAUACAGAUCGAACAGCUAAAUAGAACGAAAAAGCAUGCACAUCUUACAGAUACAGAAAUUAUGACUUUGGUAGAUGAGACUCACAUGUAUGAAGGUGUAGGGAGAAUGUUUAUUCUUCAGUCCAAGGAAGUAAUUCACAACCAGCUGUUAGAGAAACAGAAGAUAGCAGAAGAAAAAAUUAAGGAGCUGGAAGCACAGUUGUAUUCCACUACAAUCAUGUACCACAGUUUGUUCGGCCAUUCCCCGAUUGCAGAGAAAAUCAUACCUCGAGCGCAGUGUGAAGGAUGCAGAGGACAACAUUCGGGAAAUGCUGAUGGCCAGAAGGGCACAGUAAAAUGUACCACAAGAAAACCUUUAUUCGACCCCCUUCCUCUGCUCCUGGUGGUAGGGCAGAGCAGCAGACUCUGGUGUGCUUUAACCUGGAGGACGUUUUGGAAACUCUUGCUUUUAUUUGGACCAUUGUUAGGCUGCUGCCUUCACCGUGGUGACCUCCUGCACCUCUGGCUGAGCCAACUGUACAUCCUUGGCCUGGGGCUUGAUUAUGACCUGUUGAGGGUGAGAGGAGGAGGAGGGCCCUGGGCAGAGGAGGUACCCCUUGCUCAGUGACUCCAAUGUUACCAGUUUUGUUAAACAAAUAAAAGGUAUCCAUCCCCUUCUUUCAA
This is a messenger RNA of Phascolarctos cinereus (koala), 826 nucleotides long. RefSeq names its product prefoldin subunit 1 (gene PFDN1). NCBI's taxonomy places the organism in Eukaryota, Metazoa, Chordata, Mammalia, Diprotodontia, Phascolarctidae. Gene Ontology annotation, molecular function: protein folding chaperone. Gene Ontology annotation, cellular component: prefoldin complex; cytoplasm. Gene Ontology annotation, biological process: protein folding. The record is from RefSeq and is a predicted model, not a curated record.